Molecule: messenger RNA, 1076 nt
Organism: Mauremys reevesii (Reeves's turtle)
Lineage: Eukaryota; Metazoa; Chordata; Testudines; Geoemydidae
Product: protein mono-ADP-ribosyltransferase PARP15-like
Exons: 3
Coding region: 5-580 (191 amino acids)
Biological process (GO): negative regulation of gene expression
Cellular component (GO): nucleus; cytoplasm
Molecular function (GO): transcription corepressor activity; NAD+ poly-ADP-ribosyltransferase activity
Source: RefSeq, a predicted model, not a curated record
GCCCAUGGGCGAGAGCCUGGUGAGGCUGGUGGAGCUGGCAGAGGGCUCGGAAGAGUACCGGGAGGUGGCCGAGGGGUUCAAGCGGACGGCCCCAGGCUACUGCAUCCUCAAUAUCCAGAGGGUGCAGAACCAGGUCCUGUGGGUCUCCUACUGCUGGCAGCGCCGCUGGAUGGAGGAGAAGAACCCACCGGGCGAGCUCAACGAGCGUCUCCUCUACCACGGCACGCGGCCAGAGAACCGGCACUCCAUCCAGGAGAUCGGCCUCCGGAUCACCUGCCGCAAGGUGGGAAUCUACGGCCAGGGCCUGUACUUCGCGGCGGAGGCUGCGCGGUCAGCGGACUACGCUAAGCCCGAUGCCCACGGGCACCGCUUUAUGUUCCAGGUGCGGGUGCUGACGGGGCAGUUCACCCAGGGCAAGGAGAACAUGGUGCUACCUCCGGAGAAGCCGGAUGGGGGCGGGCGUUACGACAGCGUGGUCAACGUGGUCUCCCGCCCCAGCAUCUUCGUCACCUUCUUCGACGACCUCACCUACCCCGAGUACCUCAUCACCUUCCGGGGCACCAGGCCGCCCCUGAACUGAGAACCGUGCUGCCCUGGGACAGGCCACGGGACCUGGCAGCCAAAGAACAGCCGUAGGGCCGGGCAGCAUUGGGUGUGGAACAUGUGCACAUGUGUACUCGUGCACUGGUUGGAUUCAGAGCCGCUCGACUGCCGGCCCUACACUGCUGACAGCUAAUGGAGAUUCUCCAGAGCAUUCCCAGCAUUCACAGCUCCAGCAGAGAGGACUGACUGGGCCAUGGGAUGGGGGAGAAAGAUGAGCUGAGACACAUCCCGCUGCCCCCUCCUGGAAGGUGUCACGCUACUCAGUUGUGUGUCAUCAGCCCAGCACAGCUGCCCACAAGUGGGGAUUCUCCAUUUGCCAACAGCUGAGGGAACAUCCGGCUUGUUUCUUGGAGGCUGUAUAAUUUCCUGUUACAAUCUCCUGACGGUUUCAGUCCUGCGGGCCUGGCUCAGGGAAGGGCCUGGCAUCUUGUCGAUCCAGCUGCACCCAUGAGGAGGAGGAUUGCCGGCAGGAG